Messenger RNA from Sordaria macrospora k-hell, 963 nucleotides. RefSeq lists its product as uncharacterized. NCBI's taxonomy places the organism in Eukaryota, Fungi, Ascomycota, Sordariomycetes, Sordariales, Sordariaceae. The record is from RefSeq and is a predicted model, not a curated record.
AUGUCUCCUCCAACAAGGAACCCGUCAAGUUCCUAUGGCACCAUCAACCACAACAACAUCAACAAUUCUCACCACAAUACCAUCACCGACAACUCGGAAACCCAACCACUACUCUACCCAAGCAUCACCAUGUCAACAGACACCACCACCCCGACCCUCCCAGAAGGGGCAAUCACCAAACCCUCCUCUCCCUCCUCCUCCCAUGGGCCGGGGCGAUGGCGCCGCCAUCUAUCCUCAGACAUCGACCGCACCAACGCCGACGUGAUCCUAAUAAUCUGCUACCUGAUAACCGGCCUCCUGGACUCCUCCUCCAUCUCCAUCUGGGGUUCCUUCGUCUCCAUGCAGACCGGCAACACAGUCUACACCGGUCUGGGGCUAGCCGCGCCUCACGAAUCGACGCGAUGGAUCAAAUCGGGCACUUCCCUGCUCGCCUUCUGCCUGGGGUCGUUUCUGUUCAGUCGGUUCCACCGUCUUUUCCGCUCCCCGAAGCUGCGCUGGGUGUUGUGCGUUUCGUUUGCCGUGCAAUUGGCGUUUUGCGUGGCCGCCGCGGCCGUCGUCACGGUGGCGGGGAAACCGAAAGAUAGCGAAGCCAUCGAGUGGCAUGUUCUGCUGCCCAUCGCGCUGCUGGCGUUCCAGAGCUGCGGGCAGGCGGUGACGAGCAGGGCCAUCAAGUAUAAUGCGCUGACGAGCGUGGUGUUGACGAGCAUCUACUGCGAUCUGUUUUCGGAUCAGGAACUGUUCAAGCUGCAUAAUCGCGAGCGGAACCAGAGAGUGGGCGCGCCCCUGUUUCUGUUCUUGGGAGCGCUGUUUGGGGGCUUCUUUGCGCAUACGGACUUUGGUGUUGCGGGCGCACUGUGGAUGGCGACCGGGUUGAAGUUGGUGGUUAUUGUACUUUGGCUGAUUUGGCCUGCUGAGAAGCCGAAGCCGGUGACUCAACAUCCUAAUGGACUGGAGAGAGCUUGA